This is a messenger RNA of Nematostella vectensis (starlet sea anemone), 3260 nucleotides long. RefSeq lists its product as uncharacterized. The record is from RefSeq and is a predicted model, not a curated record. The transcript has 4 exons. Lineage: Eukaryota; Metazoa; Cnidaria; Anthozoa; Actiniaria; Edwardsiidae. Bases 72 to 2405 code for a protein of 777 amino acids.
GGGCAUCAGAUGAGAACCCUGACUAUACAGUUGUGGCUACUGUUGCAGCAACCAUUCUUCGUAACCGGUGCAUGCAGAUGUCAGCCUUGGCCUACCAGAUUGGUCUUAUCCUUCGUUUCUCUGGAACAUCACAAACAGGACUGGAAAUUCUGAAAGCUCAUGGUCUUACUGUCCACCCUACCCAGCUAACAGCCAAGGCAAAAGAAAUGGGGCAUGAUCAUGACAAGACUCUUCUUGAAUGGAAGGGAAAUAUUGAGAAGCACAAAGACACAAUGCAGUGUUUAGAGAUUGUAAGGCAUUGUCUACAAAGCUUGGAAAAUCAUCCAGAACUACCCUCAAUUGGACAGUUGUGUUCUUACCUUACAGCAGCUGAUCUGAGUGAUACAUAUUGCAGUGUGAUAAAUGCUAUUGAUACCAACAUGGGCACCACAGAUUUCUCCUCAUUAAACCUGUCAUGUCUCUACAAUAUGUCCCUACCUAUCCAUGUUAUUCAGAGCAUAGGAAGGGAGCUACUGGAGAAGCAAGUCAGUGCUGAAGUUGCCAAGAACACAUUUACAUUUGUUUCACAUACAACACAACCAGGAGAUGAUGCUUUGAGUGCCAUUAACAAAUCUAUUCAGAUUGGAAAGCAUUUAGCCCCUAAAGGGUACCAAAUUAUUGGAGACAACUUGGACUUGCACAUCAAUGUAAGACAUAUGGAUAACUCGAACAAGAAUAAGUCUCUUCAUACAUUUAAUCUUGUUGCCAUGGAGGAUUUUGUCUCAGGCUCACACCUACCAGAUGUAACUCAAAGGACUCUUGACACUGUUCCAGUACAUGAGUUUCUACCAUCUGUAGAAGAUAUACCAAAGCUGAAGAAAGAUCUCAUCCCACUGUGGUCUCGUGUUAUGGUUAAACAGCUACCAGCAUUCCACUUUUUUAGGUCUGCAGUUGUGUACCAUAUACCCCAUGAGUAUAGCGAGGUGAUGACUCUUCCAUCCAUUGAGGUACCCCUUGGUUGCCUGCCAAAGAAUGAGACACUUAAUGAAGACAUGGUCGACAUAAUGGAGCACAUCCAAGAAAAAUAUGUUCCUAUGACACAAGCAAAUGGGAGAAAGACCCCUGCUGACUUUGUUUGCUUUGGGGGUGAUCAACUCACUGAGGAAAGAGCACGGAAUAUCCAGAAAGCACGUGCAGAUGGAAGAGACGUUGAUGACUCGCUAGUAGGUCUUUGGAACAAAAACGAAGAUUGGCAUGGUAUUCGCAUCGCAUACCAGCUGGCUGUUGAUGUUUUACGGAAGCCUAAUUCAGUUAUGGAUUGGGGGACAAUGGCAAGCAAUGCUAUUGUUUCUGGGAAUAACAAUGCCCUCAAGGACACACUGGACCACUAUGAUUCAGUGAAAGAGUUCUUCGCAAUUGAGGUGGAUGCAUUUAUUAUUGCUGCUACCCUCAAUCAUUUUGGAAUGGAAGACACAACAAGUGUACCCCAAAAGAUGCCAGAAAAUCUAAAGAAAUCAAGUAAAGAAGCUCAGAGAACAUGGCUUCACAAGGAAAUCAGUUCAAUGCUUGAGUUGCUGGUAAUGCCAGGGUACUCUAGGCUUCCUGGUAUUAUAUCAGCUUACCAUCCUCGUCCUGACCUACCAUGCCGUGGACCAAAUUGUGGCAGAAUUUUCAAGUAUUCCAAAUGUCGCAUCCAGCACGAGGAAAGAGAGCAUGAUCUUGUGGCAGCAGAUGAAGCAAUAACGGAAAGUGAAAGCACAUCAAAUAAUAAUGAGGAAGAUUACAUUUUCAAUUAUGGUUGCCUCCAUUUAAGUAUUGGUCUUCUUCUUAGAGAUGCAGAUGACUCCGUGAAGGAAGGUGAUGGUGAACGCCUCUUGCGAGUGUGGAACUUUCUUACUGUUUUUUAUCAGCUGCAUAACCACACCAAGUAUGCUCUGGCUGCACUCCGUUUGAGAGCAUCACAGCUUGCCUUGCUCACACCAAGAGAAGCACACAGAUUAAAAUGGAACCGUUUCUCAUCCAUCAAAGGGGGACAAGCCAAAUGCAUAUCUCGAGACUUGAGGCUUGAAAAAAUCAACAAAGUGUCAAAGGAAUGCAUUCGGGCCAUGGGUGCACCAAACGUCAACAGCGCAUCGAUCAAAUCCUCCACGCAAUCUACUGGACCACUCUUAAAACUGUUGGAAUGCUCAAAGCAAGACCUCGGACAGAAAGCACGCUCUACACAUCACACAAACAAGAUCAAGCAGCAAACAUUUGUCACUGUGUUGGAGCAGGUCCACAAAAAGGCAAAGGUCUUCACCUUUCAGGCUGGAAGGAAGUAUGCAUCCUUUCCAACACUAAGUCGUGACCUCUUUGAUGGUGUAAAUGCCCAACUGCUACAUCGCUGGAUUUGCAAGCACCGAAAGAAGUGGCACAGGCAGAACUGACCUUAUUACAAGAUGCAGUAGUACCAGGAAACCUUACAAACCAAGUUCAUGCUCUGGAAAGUUUGGUUGCCUUAGGCAAGUACCUGGAUUUGCUUAUGGGUCUGGGUAGCCUUUGAUUGUUGAAAAAAGCGUAUUAAUGAUUUCUAUCUGUACUGCUUUCAUUUCUGCUUGUCAAAACAUCCAACAAAUAUCAUUGUUUCUCAAUUGGGAAAGUUAUUUCUGAACUACUGUAAAUUGCAAACAGAAGCAGGUAUGUUGCAGGCCCGUAGCCAAAUUUAAUAUUUAAAGUAAAAAUCAGCAGGUAAGAACAUAGAUUAUUUCAAGACUGGCAAAACAGGAGACAAUCUACAUUCUACUUCUUAAUUUCUGGUUAUAGGUUCUUAAAUCAGUAGGUUUUUACAUGUGGGUUUUUACUGUACCCAUACCCUUCAAAUUGCAUAUAAGGUGUACAUAAGGUUUUAAUAUUAUGAAAUUUUCUCCUAGUUCUAGUUGAAGAAAGAUUUCACUUCAGCUUGAUCAUGCUUCACCAUAUGGAGAAAAGAAGCUGGCUUGGGAAAAUAAAUUGUACUUACAUUUCUAUGUAUAAAUGAGUAAUAUACAUGCUGUAUAAAACUACCAGUGCAGAGUAAAAGAGUACAGUAAAAGAAUUGAAUUAUAAAAAAAACUGUUUUAGUAUUAUAUUACAUUAUCAAAUUUACAAAGGGUAGCUAUUACGUAACUUAGAGCAUAUAGAGAAAUCCCCACCCAUCAAUGCUUUAUGUAUAUUAUUGUGUACAGGAUGUUCUUUUGAGGCAACAGUUUUGUCAAAAAAAGUAAAAUCGGGAUUAGCAAAUGCAAAAGUAAUUGAAACCCUCA